CUAUGAGUCACAUUUUUUAAUCAAUUAGAACUGUCAUUUUCUACCCUACUAUUAUUUCUGUCAAUUUUUUAUAGAAAAAUAAAAAAAAAAUUAUUAAACAAAAUGACUUCGUGUCUAGAAAAUAUACAAAUUCCACCAUGUACUUGGUUUGAGUCUGGAGAAAAGAGAAAUACGAUAGUUUCAAUGAUUGCAGGAACUUUGUUUUUUACAGGAUGGUGGCUUAUUAUUGAUGCCAAUGCAAAAUUCCCAUCAGAAAUGAAUGGAGCCUAUCAUUUAUGUGGAAUAUUCGGGACAAUAUCCCUCUUUAUGGUCAAUUCCGUAACGAAUGCUCAAAUGAGAGGAGACAAUUACGAUGGUGGCUGUCUAGGAACAAGAGGAGCAAGAGGCUGGCUUUUUGUUGGAUUUGUAAUGGCUUUUGCAGCAUUGAUUGCUGCCUGUUGGAUUUUAUUCGCAAAUUAUGUGACAAUUGGUGACAAACAUAAUUGGCCCGGAGUAGGUUUAUUUUUACAAAACGUAUUCAUUUUCAUGGGAUCACUAAUUUACAAAUUUGGCCGAACUGAGGACAGUUGGAAUUAAUUUUCUUUCAGUAUUUGUAUAGCAAUGAAAAUUAUCAUUAAGUUACUUAAUAAAACUUUAUACAUUUAAGUUUAAAAUUAUAUACGAUAACAAAAAUAUUUCCCAUAAGUACUGAUAAUAUUUAGUCAUCUACUUGUAUAAAAAUUAAUUACUCAUUUUACGCUCUGUAUUUACAUUAAAAUAAAGUCUUCUGACAGAAACAAA
Messenger RNA from Leptopilina heterotoma, 780 nucleotides. Its product is annotated as transmembrane protein 50A. Lineage: Eukaryota; Metazoa; Arthropoda; Insecta; Hymenoptera; Figitidae. The transcript has 4 exons. The record is from RefSeq and is a predicted model, not a curated record. The coding region runs from base 103 to 576 and encodes 157 amino acids. Gene Ontology annotation, biological process: protein targeting to vacuole; late endosome to vacuole transport via multivesicular body sorting pathway.